CACCUUUAUGAAUUUUUCUUUAGAAACAUUCCAUCCAUUCCCAGUCCUUAGUCUCCAGCCAGCGAGCGCCACCGUCGUACCGGCAGCAGCAGCGGAGGAGAGAGAAAGUGAGAAUGGAAGGAAGAAAGGAAGAAGAAGAAGGAGAAAAAGCAGAAUUUGAUCCAUCUGAAAUAGAAUUCUUGAGUUAUGGAGGUGAACAUCACCUCCCAUUAAUCAUGGGUCUUGUUGAUCUCGAGCUCAGUGAACCCUACUCCAUCUUUACUUACCGUUACUUCGUCUACCUUUGGCCUCAGCUCUGCUUCCUUGCGUUUCAUAGAGGAAGAUGUAUUGGAACAGUAGUGUGUAAGAUGGGUGAACAUCGUCAUACAUUUAGAGGCUACAUUGCUAUGCUUGUUGUCAUUAAGCCUUACAGAGGCCAUGGCAUUGCCACCGAACUAGUUACAAGAUCAAUCAAGGCAAUGAUGGAAUCUGGUUGUGAAGAGGUAACUUUGGAGGCUGAAGUCACAAAUAAAGGAGCUCUUGCAUUAUACGGCCGCCUUGGGUUUAUUAGAGCGAAAAGGCUUUUCAGAUACUACUUGAAUGGAGCUGAUGCAUUCCGGCUCAAAUUGUUAUUUCCUCGUCCAGAAUUGCAGCCGUCCUUGCAAGGUCUAGACAUCAAAGAUGAGCAUGAUUAUCACAUUCCAGUUGAAGGUUGUAGCACUAAUUGCUCUAAAUUUUGAUUAAGUAUUGAAAAGUGUAUUCACAUUAGGCUUUUAGCAUCAUUAUUUAUCCAGUAUGAAAAGAUAUGUAUUCCAGCUGGAACAAUUUCAUCAGAAAUGAUAAGUUAAUCUUCUCUUAAAGGAGGCCCUUUGUGUGUAGAAACAAAAAGAGAUGAAACAAUAUAUAGGCUGCCAGUAGACACACAAAAUUGAACUAGUUACCCACCCCAUUUGGGAAUUUGCUCUCUUUCCUA
Beta vulgaris subsp. vulgaris (sugar beet) is the source of this 952-nucleotide messenger RNA. RefSeq names its product N-alpha-acetyltransferase MAK3. Gene Ontology annotation, biological process: N-terminal peptidyl-methionine acetylation. NCBI's taxonomy places the organism in Eukaryota, Viridiplantae, Streptophyta, Magnoliopsida, Caryophyllales, Amaranthaceae. The record is from RefSeq and is a predicted model, not a curated record. The transcript is spliced from 4 exons. Gene Ontology annotation, cellular component: NatC complex. Gene Ontology annotation, molecular function: protein-N-terminal amino-acid acetyltransferase activity. The coding region runs from base 114 to 719 and encodes 201 amino acids.